UUUCAUUAUCCCUCUUACCCUCUAUUCUGAAUGCUGGUUGGUUCAGUGUUUGGUGAAGAAAAGGAAGGAACUUUUGGGAGAGAAGAAGAAAACCAUGGGGAGAGGGAAAAUUGAGAUAAAGAAGAUUGAGAAUUUGAACAGUAGGCAGGUUACCUUCUCCAAGAGGCGUAAUGGUUUGCUCAAGAAAGCAAAAGAAUUGUCUGUUUUGUGUGAUGCAGAGGUUGCUGUCAUCAUUUUCUCCAGCACCGGGAAGCUUUAUGAAUUUGCAAACACAAGCAUGGAGCAUACCCUUUUAAGGUACGGCAGAGGCAUGGAAUUGGAUAAUGCAGAGCAGCCUAGUAAUGAGCCCCCAAUAAAUGUUAUGCAGCCUGAUACCAACCUUCUGAAGGAUGAAAUAACAAAGCUGCGUUCAGCAUACUUAAGGAUGCUGGGUAAGGAGCUUGAUGGUUUGAGCCUUAACGAACUGCAACACCUAGAAAAUCAACUGGCUGAAGGGAUACUUGCUGUCAAAGACAAGAAGGAACAAGUACUUGUAGAGCAGCUUAAGAGGUCCAGGUUACAGGAGCAAAAGGCCAUCAUGGAAAAUGAAGCUCUGCGCAAACAACUCGAGGAGAUACAGAAUAAAACAAAGGCACAGUUCCUUGAAUUCAAUUCUUUGGAUAGGACAAUUUCCAUCAAUGGUUCAAAACCCCUUCUCAAUUGUUCUUCAGAGGACAACGACCUUUCAGAUACUUCCUUGCAGUUAGGGUUGUCAACAGAUUAUGGUCGCGAGAGGAAAGCAUUGAAGAUGGAACCUUGCAAUGACUCAGGAAGUCAAGUAGCUUCACAAUGACAUUUUUGUACUCUAAAGUUGCCUUCUGGAAUUUGAAAACUUUCCCUAGUUCUUUAUUUAUUUGGUCACUUUCAGUUUAGCUUAUAGACAAAGUUGGUUUUAAGUUAUAAAUUAAACCAACUUAUAUUGAGUCCAUGAUAUAUUUGGGGACAUGGAUUUGAUGGCUAUGUUAGGUUUGAAGUUUACAUGGUAAUUGAUUCACCAUGUCCAAACAGUU
Gastrolobium bilobum is the source of this 1049-nucleotide messenger RNA. RefSeq names its product agamous-like MADS-box protein AGL18. Gene Ontology annotation, cellular component: nucleus. The coding region runs from base 95 to 832 and encodes 245 amino acids. Gene Ontology annotation, biological process: positive regulation of transcription by RNA polymerase II. Gene Ontology annotation, molecular function: DNA-binding transcription factor activity, RNA polymerase II-specific; RNA polymerase II cis-regulatory region sequence-specific DNA binding; protein dimerization activity. The transcript is spliced from 8 exons. The record is from RefSeq and is a predicted model, not a curated record. Lineage: Eukaryota; Viridiplantae; Streptophyta; Magnoliopsida; Fabales; Fabaceae.